GGGCUGGCUCUCCCAACAGCCUGCGGUGCCGACCAACGACUCUCGGUCUGCAGGAGCAGCCUGAUCCGUGUAUCGAUCUGAACCGGUGUCAUCUGCACGAAAUCAUCGAACUUUCUACAAACAAAAACUUUCCAGAUUUUCAAACUAAAACUGCGGAGCGACUUGUCCCGCGGCCGCAGCUUCAGCACCACGGGGUCGGUGCCCGGUCGGUCGGUCGGUCGGUGCCCGGUCGGUCGGUCGGUGUCCGGUCGGUCGGUCGGUGCCCGGUCGGUCGGUCGGUCGGUGCCCGGUCGGUCGGUCGGUCGGUGUCCGGUCGGUCGGUCGGUGCCCGGUCGGUCGGUCGGUCGGUGCCCGGUCGGUCGGUGCCCGGUCGGUCGGUCGGUCGGUGCCCGGUCGGUCAGUCUGCAGACCGAGAUGUCGGAGAGAUAAAUGACUCGGUCACAGAUCCUGGGGAGGAAUGCACGCGACCAUGGCCUGGCGAGCGUGGUCAAAAAAACUCUGCCAUGCUGAUAGGUGGCUGCUCCUGCUGUGCCCCGUCUUCCUCCUCCUCUUCACCGUCUCAGUGAUGACCGUCACUCUGCCGCUCCCGGCGCCGCCCGUCAUCGACGUUGAUCGCCGGUCGUCCCGCGCACUGAGCUCUGCCGGGGGUUUCAGAUCCAGGCCCGCAGGGGUCAUGGAGCCUCCUCCUGCCACCGACGUUCUGCAGUCAAUCGCUCACAUCCACAACAUUAGAAAAGAGAGUGAAUUCAAAGUGUCAGUGGCCUCGAUUCACAAGACCAACGUCAAGAGAGAGCAAGAGGAAAAUGAACACAGAAGCAAAGCGACAGCAGGUGUCAUCCAGCACCGGGCCGCUCAUCAUCAUCGUCCCCGUCUGCCACAGUUUAUAGUCAACAACACGAGGCCAAAGCAGAGAAUAAUAAUAAGUGAAGCAGUGAAGCUCGCCGCUCAGACGUACGUCCACCGUGAGGUGAGCAGAUCCACUGAGGCCCUGAUACCUGCAGGCCGACGGGAGCAGAGACUCACACACAGGAAUGCAGACGCGCAAUUACGUGGUCGCCAAACGGGCGCAGAGCUGGCUGUGGGUAAACAUGGACGAGCAGCAAAGCACUCUGGGAAAUCCAUUAAAACCAGUAAGGAGCAGCGGGCUGUGAAAAAGACCUCCAGAUAUCUUAGAAAACACAAUAAUACCGUCCAAAGGAAGAAGAACCCUCGUGCGUCAGACUACAGAAGCCGCUGCCAGAGCCGGUUCACAGAGCUGGACUUCCCGGACGACGACCGCAGGCGGGUCAGGGUCAGACCACGUGACGUCCAACCUCCGGUUACCUGGCUCAGUGAGGACGACGUCCAGAAGAUGGAGCUGCUCGCCGGGGGCGAGGUGGUCAGCAAGGCCCGGGUGCCUGCACACGGACAGGUUCUCCAAGUGGCACUGGAGCCUCCGGUGCACGGGAAGAGCCCUCUGGACACCCACGACGAACGCUGCCACCGGGGGCGCUGCUCCCUGGUCAAACGCACCGACGACUGGUUCGAGGUGUUCGCCUUCCACCUGGACCGAGUGCUGGGCCUCAACAGAAGUCUCCCCGCGGUGCUCAGGACUUUCCACAGCGAGGUUCUGCCGUACCGGUACAUCGGCGGCAGCCCCAGGCCGGUCCUGUGGUGGGACCCAGACAUUCAACACCUCACCGACAGAGACAACGACCAGAACUCGGUACCGCUCAGCUGGGUCCAGUACCAGAACCUGCUGCGGCUCCGCUGUGGGGACGAAGCAGACCUGAGGUCGGCGCCCUGCGUGGGAGUCCAGCACUCUGAGUGGGGACGACUGGCUCUGUUCGACUUCUUACUGCAGGUGAACGACCGUCUGGACAGGUACUGCUGCGGUUUCACACCUGAUCCGAGCGAAGUGUGUGUGGAGAACCUGCUGCGGGCCAAGUGUGAGCACACCACGGGCCUGCUGCUGGUCCACAUCCUGGUGAGGAAAGCAGAUCCCUCCAGACUGGUGUUCAUCGAUAACGCCGGCCGACCGCAGCAGACCACCGACAACCUCAACUUCCGUCUGGUCGAAGGCAUCGACGAGUUCCCAGAAGAAGCCGUGGCGAUGCUACAGUCCGGUUGUCUGGAGAGUCGCCUCCUCCGAUCCCUCUACACCGACCGGGAACUCUGGGAAAGUCGAGGCGGCGUGAGCGGCCUCAGGCCUCUCGUCCGCACGGUGGAGCAGAGGGGGAAGAUUCUCCUCCGACACAUCCGGGACAGGAAGCUCCAGCCGCAGAGGGACCUGUGACCGGCCUGACCGACCCGACCCGAGAUGACCCGAGAUGACCCGAGAUGACCCGACCCGUGAUGACCCGAGAUGACUUGAGAUGACCCGAGAUGACCCGACCCGAGAUGAG
This is a messenger RNA of Scophthalmus maximus (turbot), 2384 nucleotides long. It is a transcript of the gene gask1a, whose product is annotated as golgi associated kinase 1A. The coding region runs from base 458 to 2275 and encodes 605 amino acids. The record is from RefSeq and is a predicted model, not a curated record. NCBI's taxonomy places the organism in Eukaryota, Metazoa, Chordata, Actinopteri, Pleuronectiformes, Scophthalmidae. Gene Ontology annotation, cellular component: Golgi apparatus. The transcript is spliced from 6 exons.